AGAGCAGUGGUGAUCGGAAACGGCGUCGCCGGCGCAGAAAAUCAGUGCAUCGGUUUACUUCGAGCCCUCGGCCUAUCACAUCGGCAUACUCUCUAUAGAGUUACUAGGCCUAGGGGAGGAAUUAAUGAGAGUCUUCGUUGGUUGCCGGUUUCGCUCCACAAAAAAACAGUGUAUGCAUUUAAUUGGAUUCUUAGGAAUUUAGAGCCACAAUUUUGUAACAAAUGGAAUAAGGUGACUAAUUUCCCUGCCAAACAAACAGGGGUCUGCUUUGCACACGGGAAGCUUGAAUGGCACAUUGAGACAUUUGAAAUUUUGAACUUCACUUGUUUCAGUUAUACCAGAAGCUGAUGCUGAGCAUAUUGCAAAAGUGGCUCAUGAAACAUUCGAAAAGGAGGGGCCUAUGUUGGUGGUUGCAUCGGGGCGAGAUACAAUUUCCACUGCAUGUUCUGUAAAGCGGUUAGCACCAGAAAAUGUUUUUCUUGUCCAGAUUCAACACCCCAGGUCACAUCUGAAUUGGUUUGAUGUAGUCAUCACACCUCGACAUGAUUAUUAUCCACUCACACCUGAUGGGCAAAAGCAGAUUCCUAAACUUAUUCGGAGGUGGAUAACACCUCAAAACCCUCCAGAAAAGCAUGUGGUCCUCACUAUAGGAGCCCUUCAUCAAAUUGAUUGCAGCUCACUGCAAAGUGCUGCUUCUGCCUGGCAUGAGGAAAUUGGACUACUGCCAAAACCAUUGCUUGUGGUAAACAUUGGAGGACCCACUUCCCAUUGUAAAUAUGGUGAAGACCUGGCAAAUGAGCUCACAUCGUCACUGCAAAAUGUUAUUCCAACUUGUGGAAGUGUCAGAAUUUCUUUUUCACGUAGAACUCCCAAGAUGGUUGCAGAUCUUGUAGUGCUCAAACUAGGAAAUCAUCCUAAAGUUUACAUUUGGAAUGGGGAAGGUCCAAACCCACAUAUGGGACAUUUAGCUUUGGCAGAUGCUUUUGUCAUCACGGCUGACUCAAUUAGCAUGUUGAGUGAGGCCUGCAGUACAGGGAAGCCUGUUUAUGUGAUUGGAGCUGAGCGAUGUAGAUGGAAGUUUACAGAUUUCCACAAAUCCCUCAGAGAACGAUGCAUGGUACGGCCGUUCACAGGGAAAGAAAAUAUAUGUAAAGAAAGAUGGACAUAUUCUCCAUUGAAUGAUACCAAAGAGGCUGCGGGUGCGGUUAUAAGUGCGCUUGAAGAUCGUGGAUGGAGAUUGCAAUGACUGGUCCAUUGCUCAGAAAGACAGAAAUACUCAACAAUUCUUGACGGGCUGUAUUUUUUUCCUGUUAGGCCAUAAGGGUUGGAUACCCAAGUUCUAAGAUCAUACUCCUGUAUGAACUAUGAAUUAGAACUGAGAAGAUCUUUAUCCUUGCGACUAGUGAUGGACCCGGGCCGGGCCUCGGGUCAGGUAGAGGUAGGCCCGGGACCGGCCCGGGCUAUGGCCGGUGCCGGUUCGGGCCGGGCCACCCGCCCGGGUCACGGGUUGGGCCACCCGUCGGGCCGGGCCGGGUCAUAAUUUUUUUAUUAUUAUUAUAGAAUAUACAAAUUCUUAUUAAAAACAAAGUUGAAGUGCAUUUAUUUGAAAUAGGAACUACAUUUGAGAAUUGAGAAAAAACAACAAUAUGAAAUACAUUUUCUAAUAAAUAUUAAUUGGGAUUUCCGCCACCGUUGGUUGUUGUUUUCCCUUUGUCAC
Messenger RNA from Cuscuta epithymum, 1717 nucleotides. Lineage: Eukaryota; Viridiplantae; Streptophyta; Magnoliopsida; Solanales; Convolvulaceae. The record is from the annotation of a GenBank genome assembly.